Nasonia vitripennis (jewel wasp) is the source of this 628-nucleotide messenger RNA. It is a transcript of the gene CPR29, whose product is annotated as cuticular protein RR-2 family member 29. The record is from RefSeq and is marked validated. NCBI's taxonomy places the organism in Eukaryota, Metazoa, Arthropoda, Insecta, Hymenoptera, Pteromalidae. The transcript has 2 exons. The coding region runs from base 24 to 428 and encodes 134 amino acids. Gene Ontology annotation, cellular component: extracellular matrix.
UCCAGAUCGACAUACAGGCAGACAUGGCUUUCAAGUUCAUCAUCCUUUCGGCCCUCAUUGCCGCUAUGGCCAACGCCGCUAGUCUGCCGGAAUCGUACCAUGGCCACGGCGUACAGUUGUCUGAGCACCACGUCGAGGAAGAUCACUACGACCACCACCCUAAGUACAAGUUCGCCUACGAAGUGCACGACUCGCACACUGGAGACAUCAAAAGUCAGCACGAAGAACGCGACGGGGACACCGUUCACGGCAGCUACUCACUCAUCGACGCUGACGGACACAAACGCAUUGUCCACUACACCGCUGGCAAACACAUUGGGUUCCAUGCCACUGUCCACAGGGAACCGAUCCACCAUCACAUCCCUGUCAAGACUAUCUCGCAUCACGAACCUCUGGCUAUCAACACGCACUACUCGUACCACCAUUAAAAUUUAACUUCAUCUAUACAGUAUAAUUUGAAGUGGUUUCAAUGCCUGCGUGAAUGUGUUAGUUAUUUUUGUAAAUAUUGGAGAUGUUUGUGUUUAGUUCAAAUUUUUAGACAUCUAAGUUUUAUAAAUUGCAUUGAGACUUUUGUUGUACAGUCAAACGUUUGUAACGACAGUAAUAAAUCGAUCCAUUUAUACAAUCA